GUGUCUGACUCUCGCCGUUCCUCCUCGUUGCAACAGUACGGCGCUCGAAGUUCCAAUCUGCGGCAGGAUUUUGCUAUAGUUCCCCAGCUCCACCUGCUACUUAGCAUAACAACCUGUAACUUCUUUUUAACACUUUCAAGAUGGGAAAUGAACAUCUGCUCAGCGUUUUCACUGCACUCUUAAUCAGCAUUAUCCUUGGUUACUACUAUAGUACUGACGAUAAUUUCCUCAACGCAAGACCGGAGGCUAGGAGUUUCAUACUCGCGGUUGGCGUCCCAAUACUUACGCAUUCACUUGUUGUAGCAGCGUAUCGAUCUAUUUGGCAUCCUCUUGCUAAAUAUCCUGGACCGUGGUGGGCGACCUUGACGGAUUGGUACUCUGUAUACCAUAUUAUAAAGGGGGAUAGGCACAUUGACUUCUACCGAUUACACGAAAGAUAUGGAAAGAUCGUGAGGUUUGGACCAGAUAGAAUUUCUAUCCGAUCUGCAGCAGCCUUAAAGGACAUAUAUAGUGUUAGCUCCAACGUGAAGCGAUCAAAGGUGUAUGCUUCGACUGCACACUUCUUCGGCGGGACUCCUUCAUCGAACACUACACCUGAUAUGAAGGAACAUGCAUUUCGCCGCAGAGUCAAUGUUCGAGCUUUGAAUCCGACAAAUAUUAAGGCAAUGGAGGAGCAAAUCUUAAAGAAUAUACGGUACUUCUGCGACCAUCUGAUGGAUGCAAACAAAGAAGAGUGGAGCUCCCCGCGCAACAUGAGCGAGCUCGUUGGUUACCUAGUUUCAGACAUUAUGGGAGAUAUAACUUUUAGUAAAAGCUGGGAGGUUCAGCAAAAGCCCGACAAUCGAGAUAUUCUCACUUCUCUGCCUCAAGCCGUCGCCGGGAUCCAUCUAGUCGGUUACAUGCCCGGAAUUGUUACAUUCAAGCUUGAUAAGAUCUUCUUCCGCACACUAGUUGCCGGUAUUAACCGCUUUACGGGCUUAAGCGCGUCUAUAUUCCAGUGGCGUUUCGCGCAAAAAGGAUGUAACGACUUCUUCUCAGCCUUACUCCAGGCUAAAGACGAAAAGACGGGGAAAGGGUUCUCAACUAACCAGCUCGUUUCUGAAGCAGGACUUCUCACCAUCGCCGGGUCGGAUACCACAGUUACUGCUACCACCGGAGUCUUUUUCUAUCUUGUUAAUUAUUCGACGUCUCUCUCGCGUUUAGAGAAGGAGAUCCGUAGUUCCUUUUCCGGCGUCGAAGAAAUCCGUAUUGGCCCACAGCUAGCCUCGUGUCACUACCUACUGGCCUGCAUUGAAGAGUCUCUUCGCAUGAGCCCACCCGUUGGGUCUACUUUAAUGCGCGAAGUCUUGCCUGGUGGACUUACCGUCGAUGGCGAUUGGUUCCCCCCUGGAACAGACCUAGCCGUCCCACAUUACGCCCUCCAUCAUGACGAGAGUUACUUCCCCAAAUCUUUCCUCUUCAAGCCAGAACGCUGGCUCUCUGGUAGCCCCCGGGACCGAAAAUCUAGCACCAUCGAUUCUACGGCUGCUAGUGCAUUUACUGCGUUUGGAACUGGUCGAACGUCUUGCAUUGGGAAGUACCUUGCAUAUCAAGAGAUAUCCCUCGUCGUUGCACGAACUGUCUGGCUCUUUGAUAUGAGGCUUCAGCCUGGAUCGACCCUGGGACAAGGGAGUAAGAGCAUGGGUCCUGGACGGGAGAGGAAGAAGGAAUUUCAAACGUGGGACAAAUUCGUGAGUAUCCAUAACGGUCCGAUGGUUCAGUUCAAGCGUCGAGAGCUUUAA
Messenger RNA from Lindgomyces ingoldianus, 1781 nucleotides. RefSeq names its product benzoate 4-monooxygenase cytochrome-like protein P450. The transcript is spliced from 5 exons. The record is from RefSeq and is a predicted model, not a curated record. Gene Ontology annotation, molecular function: heme binding; iron ion binding; oxidoreductase activity, acting on paired donors, with incorporation or reduction of molecular oxygen. Lineage: Eukaryota; Fungi; Ascomycota; Dothideomycetes; Pleosporales; Lindgomycetaceae. Bases 141 to 1781 code for a protein of 546 amino acids.